Molecule: messenger RNA, 2466 nt
Organism: Branchiostoma belcheri (Belcher's lancelet)
Lineage: Eukaryota; Metazoa; Chordata; Leptocardii; Amphioxiformes; Branchiostomatidae
Exons: 5
Coding region: 1-2013 (670 amino acids)
Biological process (GO): DNA integration; DNA recombination; mRNA transcription
Cellular component (GO): nucleus
Molecular function (GO): DNA binding
Source: RefSeq, a predicted model, not a curated record
AUGUGUUGUGGAGGGGAGUUUAAAGGACAGGCCUACAAGUCCGCUACCCCCCCUCCAAUCACCCUCCCAAACGCGAGAAGUUGCUACGGACACGAGGAGUUUGUCACCUCGGAGAUUAUGAACAGACUAGAAGACAGGUCCAUCGGACUGUGGGGGAAGAAAGCUCAGGUGGCGAGCUACGUCAUGUGUGACCUGCUGACGAGAGCAGGAUAUUUCCUGAGCCUCCUGAAGUGCAUCAUCGCUCCGACGCAGAUCCUAGUCCACUUGGGUUGCGGAUUGAACUCGGCCAAAGCGGCCUUCUUCUUCCCGGAAGAAAAGCAGGAGAAAUUCGCAGUUGUGCGGGAAGCGAUCCUGACAUCCCCUACAGUCUCCAUUCUCGACCUGCAAAAAUUCGUCGGGAAGUGUGUCUCUUUCGCGUUGAUGGUUCCGGGAGCACCGGAGUUCGGCGGAACGGCAGGUCACACAGUGGACCUCAUGGCUCUGGACUCGAACGCGCAGUCAGACCGCCUGGGGAGACCUUUGAGGCACUACACCCCGUAUCCGACCCCUAACUCGGCAGGGGUGGACAUGUUCAGGUACGACCCCAGGAUCUCCCCACAAGGCCACGUUGAGAACGCCUACGUGUUCCCGCCUAUUAAUAUGACAAGCGCAGUACCGUUACCUCUCGUGCCACGUCAAUGGAAGCCGGCAGCAGCCUGUCCAGAAUGUCAUCACCCCAACGAUCAUGACUUCAGACAGUGUCAGAUGUGCGCCUACCAGCGUAGACCCUUCCCACCUCCUAGGAGGAGCAUGGACAUAGACGAAGAGAAAAUUAAGAGGAGAUUGGACGAGGUGAACAACAUGGCGAAGAACACAGAUUACGGGAAGAAAAAGGCGGCAUUAGAGAAUGAGUUGGUAGAUUUCUUGGGUAACAUUUAUCCUCCCAAGGAUCUAGUCACGGCCUCCCCUAAAGAUGUGUGCGCUUUCCUGGUUUGGAAAGACAAAGGGGGAAAAACUACAGUCCGUAACAAGAACUGUAAGAACUAUGGGAACAAGAAAGCGACGGGAUGUGGCUGUCCACGAAGAUUAGCAGCGGGAACGGUUGAUUCCUUAAUAGGUCAACUAAGGUCAAUCUUUGCCAACUCCGGGAGAGGAGGAGAUUGGAACGACGCAAUAGGCACAGGAAACCCCGCAGCGGCUCCCAAGGUGCGGGAAUACCUGAGGGUAACAAAAGCGGAGCAGGCCGACGCUUUGGUACAACCCACGCAAGCACAACCUGUAUUCUUCGAGAAAUUGUCAACCAUAUGUGGGCACAUAAAGAAGAAGAUGGAGAAUCCUGAGAUAAAAGGUGUCACCCUUUUCAACCUGGCACGUGACCAAGCUUUCUUUAAAACGAUGUUCUUCGCGGCGGACAGAGCAUCAGACCUGGGAAGGUGCAAAUCCGAAGAGCUGGCUUGGCUACCGAAGGGCGAGGGGAUCUUGUUCAACCACACAUUCGGAAAAACGCUCAGAGACGGAACGUCGAACACUUUCCCAGUACUAGCCGGCAAAGAUAGAUCGAUGUUUUCAGUCCAAGCUGUACGUGCGUACAUCAGGAUCGCCCAAGCGUUAAAUGUGUCCCUCAAUAGGGGAUACCUGUUCAGAACAGUUAGCAAGUCGGGAGAAGUAGUGAACGAACCGUUCACAUAUGACGCUGCUCAGAGCCGUUUCAAAGCAUAUUUGACGGAGAUGGGCAGUUACGAGGGAGAAACACUCCAUGGCCUACGCACAGCUAGCGCUAUCACGAUGGCGCUAGGAGGGGCGGACCAGACCGCUCUCAUGUCCCACGUAGGCUGGAGGAGCGAGGCAACAGCCAGAAGAUACAUGAGAUUGGACAGGAUCUGCCAUGAGGCCUCGCCAGCAGCUAUCCUGCAGGCGCAAGUCGAGCGGCGGGACGAGACGAGAAAGCCAGCCGAAGCUGCCACACGGGGACAAUGCGGUGUGGGGACAUUCUACCAGCAGAGGAACUGUAAUGACUAUAGACCUUUGUUUUAGACAAGACACUCGACAUUAGAGACAAAGAUCGAGUUCGGUUUUUUCACUCAUGACAUAUCUUUUCGGUGGAACAAGUUUCUUUCUGAUUAUAUCGUAAACAACAGCAUGUCAAAGACAGUUAAUUGGCUAGGGGUCAGGAACCUGACUCAGAGGCAUACACACCUGUCAGAGUGGACAUUUGCAUGUUGUAGGUUAAGCGUCGAGACAUUGCGCCCCAACACGUGAAGGGAUCCAAGGAAUCCUUAACGGUGAUUGACAUACAAUAAAGCUGUUAAAGACGGAGAAGUUUUCAGUUUCAUUUAUUUGUCCGCGUUUAAUCCCGAGCCGGGGUUUCAAUGCGUGUAUAUUAGUGAUGAAAUUAGUCUUUUCAUCUUUGGAAUUGCGAGAGACGAAGGGAAACUAGCCUUAUAAGUAUUGGAAGAGAAGAAGAAAGAAAGAUAAGUAAGGACUAAU